Messenger RNA from Microstroma glucosiphilum, 1865 nucleotides. RefSeq lists its product as hypothetical. The record is from RefSeq and is a predicted model, not a curated record. Gene Ontology annotation, cellular component: cytoplasm. Lineage: Eukaryota; Fungi; Basidiomycota; Exobasidiomycetes; Microstromatales; Microstromataceae. Gene Ontology annotation, molecular function: nucleic acid binding. Gene Ontology annotation, biological process: methylation. The transcript is spliced from 2 exons. The coding region runs from base 63 to 1865 and encodes 600 amino acids.
AAUUGCACCCAGGCAUCUCUUCCAUACCGCGGACCACUUACAGACAGUAAGCUACGCCGACAAUGGCAGACACAGCAGGGCAAGCAUCGUCGUCAAACACCCUGCCAGCCACCUCAUCCUCGUCAUCCCCUUCUUCCUCGUCUUCACCACUCCCCAACAUCUACGUCGUCCACUUCCCACUCAGUCACCCCACCUUCCGAUUCCCCGUAUUUCGAUCCGUAGCACAAGAGUACUCCAUUCCCCUCCGCUUCUAUCCUCUGCCCUCAGACAGCCAACCCUUCUCCCUAUCCUACCAGGACAUCCUCGACUCCUACGAUGCUGCUUACCAGCCCGAGAACGAUGCAGGCAGGCCAUUCGCCAUUGUCUCCCUUCCAUCGGACAGGGAAGCAGCGCUCCUGCUAGAAAAGUGCUCCGUGGUCAAGAGCAUCACGCACCUUUGGGCUGCCGGCAGCACCAUCACUGGCCUCCUCUCAGCUCUGCGACAGCCCUCCUCGGAGCGUAUAUACGAUGCUCUGCGGCCUACUUCGCUCACGUGGAAGGCAGAAGUGGCAGCGAUCGGUGUCAAGCAGUCACAAGAGGACAAGAACCGCAUCAUCGAGUCCCUCGGCUUCCUCGCAUUUCAGGGUCCAGUCAACCUGAAGAGCCCUCACUUUGAGCUGGUGUGGUGGGAGGAACGAUGGGGCUUGAGUGGAGCUGCUAUCCCGCAGCAGAACGAAGAUGCCUCCAUGAACGAUCAACUAAGGCUGGCUAUUGCUGGGCGGCGCAUCACUCUGCCCAGAGGAGUCAUGCCUGCGCGUGACUGGAUCGAGCGGCUGGAUCUAAAGAAGCGCACGUACAUUGGCAAUACCUCCAUGGAGGCAGAAAUGAGCCUCAAUCACGCCCAAAUGGCCCUCUCCUCCCCUGCUUCAGGCAGCGGUGGAAAGAUCGUCUACGAUCCCUUUGUGGGGACGGGCUCGCUGCUCAUUGCCUGUGCUGCAAUGGGCGCAUAUGUCUUCGGCUCGGAUAUCGAUGGGAGGAUGAUGAGGGGUAAGGCAGACAAGGGAGAUCGUAAUGCGGAGACGGGCAUCAAAAAGGCUGCAAAGCAGUACGGCUUGCAAGACAAGUUUCUCGACUGCCUCACAUUCGAUAUUACCCAGCAUCCUUGGAGGAUAGCCAGAGAGGCACCUUCGUCCACGACCUCAUGCAGUGCGGGUUGCUCCUGCUCCUGCGCUUCCGCCUCGUCAUCACGCAAACAGCAAGGCUUCCUAGACGCAGUCGUUGCCGAUCCGCCCUACGGUGUACGCGCAGGUGCGAAGCGCCUGGGCCACCGCGACGUAAACAAGCAACGCAGCGAGCCCUACUGGCUAGAGGAAAAGCAAGGUUGGUCCCACGAGCAAGAAGACUACAUUCCCCCUACCCGACCCUACGCACUCAAUGAUCUCCUCGAUGACUUGUUGCGCUUUUCUGCUGGAUUGGUCAAGGAUGGUGGUAGAUUGGUAUUUUGGAUGCCGGUGAUGAAUGAGGAUGAGGGGGAAAGUAGAACAGAGGUGCCUGAUGGAGGAAAGGAGUGGGAGUUGGUUGCAGUAUCGACGCAAGACUUUGGCAAAUGGGCUAGGAGGCUGGUAACAAUGCAACGUCGGCCCCGCUCCCUCUCCUGCACAUGUCAACAAGCAAGCACCACCUCAUCUGCAGCGCCCACUCCCCCCUUCUCCUCAAUUUCCUCCUCAACCUCCUCUUCUGGCACCUCCUCCCUCCCUUACCCCAGUACAGACUCAACCGCACGUAUAUCCGACCGGCACACCCAAUUCCACCAAGAGUCCGGCCGGUUCAGAGCGAACGUCGACCAAGCGGAUUUCCGGAACCAGUUCUUUCGGUCGUCGAAGUAA